Messenger RNA from Eurytemora carolleeae, 2634 nucleotides. RefSeq names its product metabotropic glutamate receptor. Gene Ontology annotation, cellular component: membrane. The annotation marks the transcript as partial. The transcript is spliced from 29 exons. The record is from RefSeq and is a predicted model, not a curated record. NCBI's taxonomy places the organism in Eukaryota, Metazoa, Arthropoda, Copepoda, Calanoida, Temoridae. Gene Ontology annotation, molecular function: group II metabotropic glutamate receptor activity. Gene Ontology annotation, biological process: regulation of synaptic transmission, glutamatergic; G protein-coupled glutamate receptor signaling pathway.
AUGUAUGCUCAGUCGGCCCUGGCGCUUGUGGAUAUAGUUGCUCUGUUCAACUGGACCUAUGUAUCUACUAUUGCUAGCGAAGGCAGCUAUGGAGAAAGUGGAAUAGAAGCUUUCCAGCAAGAAGCCAAUAAACGAAAUAUAUGUAUCGCCGUUCAGGAAAAGGUCCCUAGCUGGGCGGAUCAGCUGAAGUUUGAAGAGAUAAUCUCUAAUUUGCUGGUAAAGAGUGCCCGGGCUGUGGUACUCUUCACUAGAGCAGACGAUGCCAGGGGUCUCCUCUCUGCUGCUAAAUCUCUAGGACGGGAGAAUGAUUUCUACUGGAUCGCUAGUGAUGGUUGGGGGAAACAACAACAAGUUAUAGAAGGACUUGAGGAUGCCGCAGCUGGAGCUAUUACAGUAGAGCUAGAGUCUAAACUCAUUCCAGAGUUUGAUGAAUAUAUGUUUAAUCUCAACCCGGAGAAAAAUACUAGGAAUCCAUGGUUUCUCCACUACUGGCAAAUUAUUACAGGUUGUGUUCAAAAGAAUGAGAUGACUGCAGAAAAUGAGGAGGAUGGAUUCAGUAUCUGCACCCAGUUCGAUUCUAUAAGGUCGAGUAAGCAUUAUGAACAAGAUUCUAAAGUUCAGUUCGUAAUAGAUGCCGUCUAUGCGUUUGCCCAUGCUCUACAAAAUAUGAAAAAUGAUCUGUGUCCUGACUAUAAUGGAGCUUGUCCUGCAAUGAGAAGAAUGGAUGGAGGACAGUUCUACAAGGACUACUUGCUCAAAGUCAGCUUUACCGAUAUUGGGAACAGUACCGUCAAAUUUGAUGAAAAGGGUGAUGGACUUGCUAGAUAUAUUAUUUACAACUACCAGAGAAAACUUGGGGGAGCUGGAUUCGACUAUAAGGUGAUUGGGAAGUGGUUUAAGAAUCUAGAGAUGGAAGCUUCAGCAGUGGAAUGGGGAUCAGAUAUAUCUAGAUUGGGGGGAGAGUUUCUACCAGUAUCCAGAUGCUCUGAACCCUGUGGGCCUGGAGCUGUGAAGAAAAUGACAGAGGGUGAAACUUGCUGCUGGGUUUGCAACACGUGUUUAGAUUAUGAAUAUAUGGUGGAUGAAUACACGUGUCAGGAUUGUGGUGUAGGAAGAUGGCCAAUAGCAAACAAAUCUGCUUGUUUUGACAUUGAGGUUGAGCAUAUGUCUUGGGUGUCUAUAUUUGCUAUUGUUCCGCUGUGUUUAUCAUCUAUUGGAAUCCUUCUAACCCUGGGAACUAUACUAGUUCUUCUAAAACACAAGGAUACACCCAUAGUUAGAGCUUCAGGUCGUGAGCUGAGUUAUAUUCUUCUGUCUGGAAUCCUUCUCUGCUACAUCAAUACAUUCUUUCUCAUCUCUAAACCUGGACAAAUCAUCUGUACUUUACAAAGAUUUGGUGUAGGAACCGGUUUCUCUGUAGUAUACGGAGCACUUCUCACCAAAACAAACAGAAUAUUUAGGAUCUUCCAAUCAGCUGCCCAGUCAGCUAUCAGACCAUCGUUGAUAUCACCGUACUCUCAGGUCUUCAUCACGUUGUGUCUAGUAUCAGUUCAAUUCUGCGCUACAGUCGUGUGGUGUUUCAUUCAUCAUCCAGGAGUACUGUACGACUACCCGAGACGUGAUCAAGUAAUCUUGAAGUGUAAUAUCAACGAUUCAUCUUUUGUUAUAUCACAGGUGUACAACAUGCUGCUGAUCAGUGUAUGUACAGUGUACGCAAUCAAGACAAGGAAGGUUCCAGAAAACUUCAAUGAGGCCAAGUUUAUUGGGUUCACGAUGUACACAACAUGCGUCAUAUGGCUGGCCUUCGUGGCACUGUACUUCGGGACAGGAAACUCAUACGAGAUACAGAUAACUACUCUCUGUGUGUCUAUAAGUCUAAGUGGAUAUGUAUCCCUGAUAUGCCUGUACAGCCCAAAGCUGUACAUAAUACUUCUGCAUCCAGAGAAGAAUGUACGACGACUCACGAUGAACACGACGACCAAUAAUAGAAAUGCUGGACAGGGGUUUCCUUACCAGGAGAAAAUGAACGUGCACAAGAAGAAUUCAGGGGAGUAUAACAUGUUAUCAGCGAAGCCCCACCAACCCAUCAGCGCAAACUGCUCACUCAAGAAAAACAUCUGUGAGAAUGAAAACAAUCAUACAAAAAAGAUGUCGACAGUUACAUUUUGUCCUCGCAAUGGAGGCGGUGUGGUAGAAACUGCAAUAGUGACGGUUAACUCGAAACCAGACAUUGUGGAAGAGGUACUAGAGUCUAUUCAACAGGAAAACAAAAGUGACGAGAAAUCCAACCUGAGACUACACAAAUCUAAGAUGGAGGAAAAUAUUAAAUCUAAGAUGAAGGAAAAUAUUAAAUCUAAGAUGGAGGAAAAUAUCAAAUCUAAGAUGGAGGAAAAUAUUAAAAGUUUUCCUUCGUCAGAAGACAUGAAAACGCCAACAAUAAACAAUAAAAUUGGGAUAAGUGAGAACCCAGUAUAUAACGAGGACGCCAGGAUUGAAACCACAAUUGUACCUAACUUGAUGAACGGGUCCCAGUCCCUCAACAGUACUCCGGGUCCAGGGUUCCAGUCCCUCAACAGUACUCCAGGUCCAAUACGAUUCAAGAACCUUCUCUUGGACCAAUCAAGGAACCAUCAG